Tachyglossus aculeatus (Australian echidna) is the source of this 3331-nucleotide messenger RNA. Its product is annotated as cyclic nucleotide-gated cation channel beta-1-like. The coding region runs from base 443 to 3157 and encodes 904 amino acids. The record is from RefSeq and is a predicted model, not a curated record. Gene Ontology annotation, molecular function: intracellularly cAMP-activated cation channel activity; cGMP binding; protein-containing complex binding. The transcript has 22 exons. NCBI's taxonomy places the organism in Eukaryota, Metazoa, Chordata, Mammalia, Monotremata, Tachyglossidae. Gene Ontology annotation, cellular component: plasma membrane; photoreceptor outer segment; intracellular cyclic nucleotide activated cation channel complex. Gene Ontology annotation, biological process: retina homeostasis; monoatomic cation transmembrane transport.
GCAACGACAGCCAUCCGGUCCUGUACCUGCCUCCCUUAGGACCGUACAAGGAAGAGGGCUGCACAUCCACUCAAUCUGAUUAACAGGAACCAGGAUUUUCAGGCACCAAAACCGGUGUUGAAACGGGAAUCUUGGUCCGAGCGCGGUUCCAGAGUAUUUUAAAUCUACUUAUCUUUAUAAAAUGCCCGUGAGAUUUUCAUGAAUACUAUGGAUCUGAAUUUAAAAGCAGGAUCAUGUUAUGCUGCCAGCAAGGGAAAUUCAACACAAUGUUCUGCUCCCCAGCUGUCUCUUCGAUAAGGCAGACCCAGGCUCUGGUUGGGGCCCAGGAGAAGUCCAAGGGAUCAACUCUUCGGGAUCUCCUCCUCAGGUGCAGAAGGACGGAGCUGAAGCUCAAGUCCCUGGUGUGCUGUCCUUUGCUUGAAGCUCCUAGGUGCCUAGCGUCAUGUCUAAGCAAAGCAAAGACGCUGUGCUAAACCGCCUGGUGUAUGACAAGCCGCUUGGCAGCAAGAUUCCCCGUCCUCCUUCCCCAGAUCUAGCAGAACAGCUCCCCAAUGUGCCCAGUUACCGACAUCCCAGCGCUUCCCGCAUCCCCGUCCUUGUCUCCAGGAAGCAGAGUCUUGCGAAGGGAGGAACGAAAUCCGUUCGCCAUUUAGUGCGUGCUGCUAAAGGACACCCUGCAGUCAAAGUGGAAGAUGUUGAUGCCAAGAGCGUGCCCAGGUUGGAGGAGAAACCCAACCCAGACCCCCCGCCAAUGUCCACCAAAUCUGCGGCUUCAUCCCCAGCCAAGUCUGAAACUCUCGCGGUCCCGCCUAGGACCGUGGGUCCAAGCAGAAAAAAGGAGCCUUCUCAGGGUGUUGAUGUCGAAGACCUACGGGAAUCAUCUCCUGCAGCUGCCUGGCCCAGUCAAUCCAGUCCUCAGGAAGAAAAGAAGGAAACUUCUCAGGGUGUUGAUGUCGAAGACCUACAGGAAUCGUCUCCAGCAGCUGCCUGGCCCAGUCAAUCCAGUCUUCAGGAAGACUUGGAGGAGCGGGCCAGCUCCUCUGCCAGCCAGAACAGCGCGGUCAUAAAUGACCGGCUUCAGGAGCUUGUGAGGCUCUUCAAGGAGAGGACGGAGAAGGUGAAAGAGAAACUGAUUGAUCCGGAUGUCACCUCUGAUGAGGAAAGCCCCAAGCCAUCUCCAGCCAAGAAAGCCUCAGAGCCUCCACCUCCAGAAAAAGAGGCUGAAGCGGAAAAAGCUAAAGAGGAGCACUACUGUGAUAUGCUGUGCUGUAAAUUUAAGUGUCGGCCAAUUAAAAGCUACCAGUUCCCAAAAAGCAUCGACCCGCUCACCAAUCUGAUGUACAUCCUGUGGCUGUUCUUUGUGGUUUUGGCCUGGAAUUGGAACUGUUGGCUGAUUCCAGUCCGCUGGGCUUUUCCGUACCAAACCCCUGACAAUGUUCAUCUCUGGAUGCUAAUGGACUACUUCUGUGACUUCAUCUACUUGCUGGACAUCACUGUCUUCCAGACCCGACUGCAGUUUGUCAAAGCAGGAGAUGUCAUUACUGAUAAAAAGGAAAUGAGAAAAAACUACCUAAAAUCACAACGUUUCAAGAUGGAUGUGAUCUGUCUCCUGCCCCUGGAUCUCUUCUACUUGAAAGUUGGUGUUAAGCCUCUCCUACGUCUGCCUCGCUGUUUAAAGUACAUGGCCUUCUUUGAAUUUAAUAACCGCCUUGAAGCUAUCCUAAGUAAGGCGUAUGUUUACAGAGUUGUACGUACCACAGCCUAUUUACUCUACAGCUUACACUUGAACUCGUGCCUGUAUUACUGGGCUUCCUCUUUCCAGGGAAUAGGUUCCACCAGCUGGGUUUAUGAUGGAGUGGGAAACAGCUAUAUUCGCUGUUACUACUGGGCUGUUAAAACUCUGAUUACCAUUGGUGGAUUACCUGACCCUCAGACUCUCUUUGAAAUCGUUUUUCAACUUCUGAACUACUUCACAGGAGUCUUUGCUUUCUCUGUUAUGAUAGGCCAGAUGAGGGAUGUAGUCGGAGCGGCAACGUCUGGACAGACAUAUUACCGAAGUUGUAUGGACAGCACGGUUAAAUACAUGAAUUUCUACAAAAUCCCCACAUCCGUACAGAAUCGGGUUAAAACCUGGUAUGAGUACACAUGGCAUUCCCAAGGAAUGUUGGAUGAGUCAGAGCUGAUGGAACAGUUGCCUGAUACAAUGAGACUGGAUAUUGCCGUUGAUGUAAAUUAUGACAUAGUCAGCAAGGUGGCCCUCUUUCAGGGCUGUGACAGGCAAAUGAUUUUUGAUAUGCUGAAGAGGCUCCGCUCUGUUGUCUACUUACCCAAUGAUUACGUUUGCAAGAAGGGGGAAAUCGGCAGGGAAAUGUACAUUAUCCAAGCUGGGCAAGUCCAGGUGCUGGGAGGACCUGAUGGGAAAACUAUACUGGUGACUCUGAAAGCUGGAUCCGUAUUUGGAGAAAUAAGCUUAUUGGCGGUUGGGGGUGGAAAUCGCCGAACAGCGAAUGUGGUGGCCCAUGGAUUCACCAACCUUUUCAUUUUGGACAAGAAGGACUUGAAUGAAAUUUUGGUGCAUUAUCCGGAGUCCCAGAAGUUGCUUCGAAAGAAGGCCAGGAGGAUGCUACGGAAUAAUGCCAAACCGAAAGAAGAGAAAAGGUCUCUCAUUCUUCCGCCGAGAGCUGGGACCCCCAAACUCUUUGCAGCUGCUCUGGCAGCGGCAGGGAGGAGCAAAGCAGGUGGAGGGCAAGGGGGUAGACUGGCCCAUUUAAGAGCACGACUGAAAGAGCUGGCUGCACUAGAGGCAGCUGCAAGGCAGCAACAGGAACAGGAGCAGGCUGGUACUUCUGGUGCACCUGCUGCCUCAGGACCACCGGGACCAUCCUCUGCUUCAAGACCCCUGGGAUCGUCUGCCCCUUCAAGACCCCCGGGAUCAUCUGCAUCUUCGGGACCCCUGGGGCCACCUGCUCAGGUCCCACCAGGACCACUGAUUCACCGCCCUCGACCCUCUUCCUCCCAGAAGCCCGAGGAGGCCGACGACGAAGAAGUUGUCUCGGAGUCCGCAGAUCACUCGAUCCGUAUCCGUAUGAGUCCGGCCCCCGAAAGCGACGAACAGAUCCUUUCGGUGGAAGUUCCAGAGAAGAAGAAAGACAAAUGAGACAGACUCCAGCCUUCCUAGAAGGCCAUCCCCAUAAGUUCCACCUGGCCAACUUCGUCGUAGAGAAGCUUUGAGCCUCCACUGGAUUCAACAGGCUGUCUUCAUAUGUGCUGUCUUUUCUGGGUUCUUAGUCUGCUGCUGUUGCUCUCUGAAUAAAGGUUACUUUAAAUAUAA